GUUAGAUUUUUCUUUGAUCAAUUGUACUUUUAGUAAUUGUAUGAAACAAUCUAGCACAUAUCAAAUAUCAUAUCGAAUCUUCUUUUUUUAACAAUUUUCGUAUAUAAGUACUCGAUCGUACUAGACUACUAGCUAGGCCUUAUUAAAAUACAGGUUGGGUUGUUAAUGAACAAUUCAACCCUCCAUCUCGAUCAGUGUUGACCAUUUUUGUGUCAAAACCCAUUUGUUCGGGUUAAAUAUAACAAGGCUUUUGAUGCUAUUUCAUGUGUUAUAAAUUAAUAAAUUAAUAAAUUAAAUACGAUAAAUUACAAGUUAGUAUUAUCUCUCACUUAUUCGAUUCAUUAAAUUUUUUUUGGAGGGCUGUUUUGAAGGUAACAAACAACAAUAAUUCAUUAAUUUGUAUGACCUCAGUUGCAUUAUAAAAAACAAAAAUAGUAAUCUCAUAUUUUAAAAAAUAAUACUCACAAAAAAAUAGCAAUAAUUUCGUACGCCGUAUAUGACAAGCCCACAACUCCUAUUCACGUCCUCACCCCAAUUUCCUCACCCCCUACAAACCUUUCUUUCAAUAAACAUCACUUUGUCACUUCUUAACAACUACCAACCGUUUUUCCCGCAAUUUCCCUCUCUUCUUCCUCAUCCCCUGUUCCCCCGCCACAACAACCACCACAACAUUACAGCCUAAUUUCCUUCCACCACUACAACACCGCCGGAAAACCGUCUUUUACAAUCCAUUUCCUUCAAAUUUCCUGUCGCCGGUACAAUACCGCCGGAAAACCGAAGAGUUACAAACCUUUCAAUAAACAUCACUUUGUCACUUCUUAACAACUACCAACCGUUUUUCCCGCAAUUUCCCUCUCUUCUUCCUCAUCCGCUGUCCUCCGCCAUAACAACCACCACAAAAUUGCAGUCAAAUUUCCUUCCACCAGUUACAACAUCGCCGGAAAAUCGUCUUUUGCUAUCCAUUUCCUUCAAAUUACCUGUCGCCUUUACAAUCGCCGGAAAACCACCAACCGUUUUUCCCGCAAUUUCCCUCUCUUCUUCCUCAUCCCCUGUUCCCCCGCCACAACAACCACCACAACAUUGCAGUCAAAUUCCUUCCACCAGUUAUAACACCGCCGGAAAACCGUCUUUUAAAAUUCAUUCCUUCAAAUCCCCUGUCGCCGGUAAAAUACUGCCGGAAAACCUCCUUUCUGAGUCUCUGAUGCUUCCUAUAUCAGACACCACCUCUCUCCUCCACCACCACCCUUGCUUAAUCCUCCUCUCCACUUUCCUCCUCCUUCAACUCCUCCUCCUCUUCUCCUUCUCCGGUCAACGACCACCGUUCCUCUUCUCCUCCCCCACCCCUCUCCCCGUCACCAUCUCCACCUCCACCUCCACCUCCACCACCACCACCGAACAAUGCGACCUCGGAAAAAUCUUCGUUUACGACCUCCCACCACAAUUCAACACCGACCUCUACACAAACUGCGAUAAGUCAAGCCCAUGGGGGUCCUGGUGUGGGGCCCUCUCAAACGACGGUUUCGGCAAAAAAGCGACACAAAACGUUCAAAUAAUGCCGGAAAAACUCGCCGACGCUUGGUACUUCACCGAUCAAUUCGCCUCCGAAGUUCUGUUCCAUAACCGAUUACUCUCCCAUAAAUGUCGCACCCUUGAACCGGAAUCUGCUACUGCAUACUACAUCCCGUUUUACGCCGGAAUUGCCGUCGGAAAAUAUUUAUACUCCGAUUACGGCCCGAAAGAAAGAGACCACCAUUGCGAAAUGAUGCUUAAAUGGGUCGGGUCGGAGUAUCCAUAUUUUAACAAAUCCAACGGUUGGGAUCAUUUUCUUACCAUGGGGAGGAUCACAUGGGAUUUCCGACGUUAUAGUGAUCAAGAUUGGGGUUCAAAGUGUAUAAAUCAACCGUUGAUGAUGAAUGUUACACGGUUGUUGAUCGAGAAAAAUAUUUGGGACUAUUUCGAUGUUGGUGUACCUUACCCCACUGGAUUCCACCCUAAUAGCCAAGACGACGUCGUUUUAUGGCAGGAUUUUGUUAAGUCGCGUGAGCGACACUCUCUCUUCUGCUUCGCCGGUGCGACUCGGGGAUGGGUUGCUAACGAUUUCCGGGGAGUUUUACUGAGUCAAUGCAGGAACUCGUCCGAGUCAUGCCGAGUCGUGGACUGUAGCGGUAAUAAGUGUUCUAACGGAACGUCUCGAAUCCUCGAAACGUUUCUUGACUCGGAGUUUUGCUUACAGCCUAGGGGUGAUAGUUACACGCGUCGGUCUAUAUUUGACUGUAUGUUGGCCGGUUCGAUACCGGUUUUUUUCUGGAGGCGGUCGGCUUAUCUUCAAUAUGAGUGGUUUUUACCGGGUGAACCGGAAAGUUAUUCGGUUUUUAUUCACCGUGAUGAGGUUAAAAAUGGGACGUUGGUAAGAAGUGUGUUAGAAAAGUUUAGUAAAGAGGAGGUAAAAAAGAUGAGGGAAAAAGUUGUGGACUUUAUUCCUAGGUUUAUUUAUGCAAAACCUAAUGAAGGUUUAGGGAGUAUGAAGGAUGCUAUUGAUGUUGCGGUUGAUGGUGUUUUAAAGAGAGUUAAGGAAAAAAGAGAGCAUGAUCUUAACAUGUAAUUAGCUUAGAGAUGAGUAAACGACUAAAUGUGUAUAAUCAUACGCUAUACUGCUAUAGUGUUACAUACAAGAAUAGUGUCCACUUUAUAAAGUGAUCGGUAACAGUUAUAUUUUCUAGUCGAGCCAGAUCAACCAUGAAUAUGUUUGGGAGUUGCUCAAGCGUUAGAUAUACGUAGUUGAGCUGACUAAUUUGAAAGAGGCGAUGACUAGUAGGGUAACUGUUACAUAUUUUAUGAACUAAUACGUAAAUGAUCAUUUUUAAUGAUGUCGUAUAUUUAUCUUUCCUUCUUGCAAUGUUUUCAAUACGAGAAAAACAUUGUUUCAUUCAA
This is a messenger RNA of Spinacia oleracea (spinach), 2931 nucleotides long. Its product is annotated as xyloglucan galactosyltransferase XLT2-like. The record is from RefSeq and is a predicted model, not a curated record. NCBI's taxonomy places the organism in Eukaryota, Viridiplantae, Streptophyta, Magnoliopsida, Caryophyllales, Amaranthaceae. Gene Ontology annotation, biological process: xyloglucan biosynthetic process. The coding region runs from base 1202 to 2602 and encodes 466 amino acids. The transcript has a single exon. Gene Ontology annotation, molecular function: galactosyltransferase activity.